Pestalotiopsis fici W106-1 is the source of this 2178-nucleotide messenger RNA. RefSeq lists its product as uncharacterized. Gene Ontology annotation, molecular function: DNA-binding transcription factor activity, RNA polymerase II-specific; DNA binding; zinc ion binding. The transcript is spliced from 3 exons. The record is from RefSeq and is a predicted model, not a curated record. Gene Ontology annotation, biological process: regulation of DNA-templated transcription; DNA-templated transcription. The coding region runs from base 1 to 2178 and encodes 725 amino acids. Lineage: Eukaryota; Fungi; Ascomycota; Sordariomycetes; Amphisphaeriales; Sporocadaceae.
AUGAACGUAUCGCGGUUUUCGCGACCAGUGGCAGUCGUACCGCCCUACCGCAAGCAGCCGGCACAGCACGAGGAGGAUGACACUAGCGUACAGUCCGAGUCCAAGCGGAGGAAAGUCCGCAAAGGCACCCGGAGUUGUUGGGAAUGCAAACGGCGCAAGAUGAAAUGUGUCUUGAGCCCUUUGAACAGCGACGUUUGCAAUGCUUGUCGCCGACGUGGCUCCAAAUGUAUUGGCCAGGAAUUUCCCGAAGAUACUACCGAUGAUACUGCAAAGGCUCAUGACUUUCCUACACCGGCAACAACAAUCUCAGCAGAGGAUGCUACACCUAGAUCUGUCGGUGGCAUCUUCGCAUCAGAUCUCGCAGUCAACGCACUGGAGUCACGAAACAAGCAUGGACAGUUAUCCGAUACCUUGUAUGCGGCUUUGCCAUCUCAAAAGGAGAUCGAGAUAAUAUGCAACGCAAAUCGCCAUCCCUUCACGUUACCGCACGAGGUUCUGGUUCUGCCGUAUACUAUUCUCGAACAAACGGGCAUGGAGACUUCACGGAGCCUGGCCAUGGUGCCUAGACCGAAUGCUCAUCCAGUUAUAUUGGCAAGAUAUAUGCUUCGGCUGGCUAUAUACUUACUCCAUCUUCAGCCCAAUCUUGUGGGAGAACUAAAGGGCUUGAAAGAGACGCCGCGAGCACUGAGGACUCGGUUGGUAGACCUUGCACAUUUAGUCACAAAUGAUCACGGACUACUAGGCAACGCCGAAGGCCUCGAAUGUGUCAUGGUCCAGAGCAUGUAUGAGGCCAAUAUGGGGAGUUUACGACAAAGUUGGCUCACCAAUCGUCAUGCCAUGAGCAUUGCACAACUAAUGGGCAUCCAUCGACCGAAUAAUCGAACACAAGUAGAGGUCAUCGAUCCGAGCACGACCAAGUCAAACACACGCCACAUGUGGUGGCGAAUCCGAUUUCUAGACUGUCAUCUGAGCUUGAUGCUAGGACUUCCUCAAUCAGGUGGUUCAGAUGUCAAUAGUCUAACAUCCGACGCCUUGUUUUCCAACGAUACCCCCAUGGGUCGACUGGAGCGGAUGCACUGUGUCAUUGCCUCUAAAAUAUCAGAGCGAAAUGAGUCAACGUCUAAUAUUCCUGAUGUUGAAGUGACACGGGAAAUUGAUGUGGAGUUGCAGAAAACAGCCAGGAGUCUACCCAGCAAAUGGUGGUUGGCGCCAUCCAUGGAUGUGACGCCGGAAGACACUCUUCGCGAGACCCAGAGGCUCUUUUCUCAAGUACUUCACUACAAUCUUCUAAAUCAGCUUCAUCUACCUUACAUGCUCCGGUCUACCACCAACAGGAAUUACGAGUACUCCCGGAUCACGUGCGUCAACGCCUCACGAGAGUUACUUUCACGCUUCAUCAUAUUGCGCAGCUCCAAUCGAGCAGCCUACAGCUGCCGCAUUGUAGACUUUCUCGCGCUCAUGGCCGCCAUGACUUUAUUGUUGGCUCACAUGGAUGGCCACCGUUCAGGAGCCGACAACCUCUUGGCUCAUCAGUAUCUCAGCGACCGCGCCAUGAUUGAGCGCGCUCAGGAGAACAUGGAAAAGCUCAACCGCAUGAACUCGGACGCCCUGAGUGCCCAGAGCGCCGACCUCUUGCGGAGGAUGCUGGCCAUUGAGAUGCAGAUGCCGGGAGACGACCCGCCUGCCACUACUACUACUACGGCCCAGGUCAGCGUACAGCCUGGAGAGACUGUGGUUGCGGACCCUGCGGAUAAGAGUGAGGAGACGACCUCGGUGCGCGUUCAUAUUCCCUACUUUGGAAUCAUCAAGAUCGCCCGCCACGGCAUGAGCAAGGAACCCGCCAGACCUCUUAUUCCCGAGCAGCCGCAGGAUGCUGACGGCGCAGAGAAUACCAGUUCUGGACCACGACAUGCAACAGUAUAUCCACAGGAAGGAAGCUCUGACAACAUGAACAAUACUACUAGUGAUGAUCUGGAUGGUUCUGUACCCAGUCUUCUUACCCAUCGUUUGGACAGCUGCGUGGCGGACCACUUGAUGCCAUACGAACCGUAUCCUGGUCUGGCAGCCCCAGGCGAGGAUUGGGCAUUCCAAGGCGUCGACAUGGCCUUUUUUGAUAGCCUGAUGAGGAAUAUGGAGGAAGAUGGCGGGACGAAUGAGGGCCUGUGGACCAACCCAUAG